Messenger RNA from Elgaria multicarinata webbii, 1558 nucleotides. It is a transcript of the gene RASSF5, whose product is annotated as Ras association domain family member 5. The record is from RefSeq and is a predicted model, not a curated record. The transcript is spliced from 6 exons. The coding region runs from base 10 to 1515 and encodes 501 amino acids. Gene Ontology annotation, cellular component: nucleus. NCBI's taxonomy places the organism in Eukaryota, Metazoa, Chordata, Lepidosauria, Squamata, Anguidae. Gene Ontology annotation, biological process: signal transduction.
CCGCUCGCCAUGGCCAUGGCUUCCCCGGCCAUCGGGCAGUUCCCUUACCCGCUGCUGCUGGACAAGGAGCAGCAGCUCUUCCUGCAGAGCCUCAGCGCCAGCGAGAGGAAGAAGAUCCUCAAGCGCUCCGCUUCCAAUGACAUGAAGCCGCCGCCGCCGCCGCAGCAGCAGCAGUCCAGGCGGAGGCAGCCGCAGGAGCCGCCGUCGCCGCACGCCGCGGGGGCCCUAGGGGCGGCGCAGCGGGCCGCGGACGAGGGCAGCGGCGGGCUGGAGGAGGCGCAGGGGGGCGGCGGCGGCGGCGGCGCGACCCGGCAAGAGCGCAAUGCGGAGGAGCCAGUCCCGGCGGGCGUCCCCGGGACUCUGCGCUUGGCUGCCCGCGGGAGGUACUUGGGCAACGCGCUGGAGCCCGAGCACGCCGGAAAGGACGGAGCAGAGCCGUUGGGAGCCCCGAUCCCCCCGGGAGGGGAGGCUGCCGCGGCCAAGUCCCUCCGCUCCGGCCAGCCGCACCACCACCAUCACCACCAACGGCUGCGGCUGCGAUCCGGAGCGCCGCGCCUGCUGCCCGACGUGCGCACCAUCUUCGAGCAGCCGCGGGACCCGCGCGUGCGGGAGGAGAAGGGCGAAGGGCACCGCUUCGAAGCCGUCGCCCUCUGGAGGGGCUGGUGCGACCUGUGUGGGGAGGCCGUGCAACAGCGGGCGCUGCGCUGCGCGAACUGCAAGUACACGUGCCAUCAGGAAUGCAGAAGCCUCAUCCAGCUGGAUUGCAGCCAGCAGGAGGGACAGAUCCGCAGCAAACCUUCACCAGAAAAUACCUUAACACAAAACUAUAGCCAGAAUGUAACAAAAACAGUGGAAGAAGAGAAACUGAAAGCUCCGACUGUCCAAGAGCUCAAGGUGAAGAUCGACAAUUACAAUGCAAAGGUCAACAACUGCUUGCUGAUGAAACUGAAUGAUGACAGCACUUACACAGGUUUCAUCAAAGUGCACCUGAAACUGCGCCGGCCUGUGACGGUCCCAGCAGGGAUCAGGCCACAGUCUAUCUAUGAUGCCCUCAAGGAGGUCAACUUGGCCAACAUGACAGAGAAGAGAACCUCCUUCUACCUGCCACUGGAUGCCAUCAAACAGUUGCACAUCAGCAGCACCACCACCGUGAGUGAGGUGAUCCAGGGACUUCUGAAGAAAUUCAUGGUGGUGGACAACCCGCAGAAAUUUGCACUUUUCAAGCAGAUGCAGAAAGAUGGUCAAGUUCUUUCCCAGAAGCUCCCAGUAACAGAGUACCCUUUGUACCUCCGGCUGCUCGCAGGCCCCGACACAGACACUCUAAGUUUCGUGUUGAAGGAAAAUGAAACGGGGGAAGUUGAGUGGGAUGACUUCUCUAUUCCAGAGCUACAGAAUUUCCUGGUAAUAUUGGAAAGAGAAGAAAAAGACAAAAUCCAGCAGGUGCAGAAAAAGUACGACAGGUUUAAGCAGAGACUGCAGGAAGCCUUGAAAGAAGCAAACGGGAAGCCAGGAUAACCAAAACUGGAAAUAUGGCUAGUGAUAAACUAAUAUAUAUAUA